AGCAAUACCAUAGUUGCAAGGAGCUUUGAGACACUUCCAGAGACCGUUGGAGACUAUGAGGACGUACUCACAGUCUUGCACUUAAACAGAAACAUUGAUCGCUUGAUAGACUGUAAUAGAGCUCUAGAUAGAGAUGUCAGGGAGCGACAAGCCAAGAACUGUGAAGUUACUUUGCCCUUCAUUAUCGCAAACAGUGGCUUUCGCGGCAUGGGAUGACCAGAAACUGGACUUGGGUUCGAUAGCGAGAGCAUUUGGAUUAGAACCAUCAACGUUGAAGCUGAAUGGUCAUUUUAUUAGUAGAGGGAUUGAUCUUGUUUCCUCCUCUGUUACAUGGAGAUCUCUUCUUAACUUCUUUUCUGCUAAAGGCUUGUCUACUGGUAGAGAUGAUAAGGACGCACUUCUUGUUGAUGGCAAACUCAGUAAAUCUGGAACUAAGCGAGGACAUGACCCUCAAGAUGAUGCUACUGUUAUUAGGGAUUGUGACAGAACUGAACAGGAGAAAGCUAAUGAACUGAAUAAGAAGUUAAAGAAAAAUAAUUAUUCAGGAUUUGGGGAUGGAGACCACGGUUUCAAGAGGAAGCAAUUAUUGGAAGAUGUCAGUUUAUUCAAGAAGUUAAAGAUAAAUGAAACAGAUUCAGUUAAAGAACUUGGAGACAAAGGAAAGAACUACCUUGGUACAAUUUCAAGCAGCAAAUUGAAAUGCAGCUACAUAAGCAACGACAUGAAACGGAGGAGAGAAGAUGAGGUGAUCCUGACUGCUCCUUGCAAAAGAAUAAGAAUUAUAAGAUGAAAUUAGCAUUAGUUACAUUUUUUUCUUUUACAAAAAAUCAUUUUCUUCAAAAUGGGAACUUUUGCUUCUUACAGAUAAAAUGUGAAAGGAGCAAUCUGAAAGUUUGUAAAUCUUGUAAUAUGGAACUCACAUGCAUAUGUUAAAUGGAAUAGCCUCAUGAUUGGUUCUCUUCUUCA
Messenger RNA from Jatropha curcas, 966 nucleotides. RefSeq names its product amino acid-ligase. NCBI's taxonomy places the organism in Eukaryota, Viridiplantae, Streptophyta, Magnoliopsida, Malpighiales, Euphorbiaceae. The record is from RefSeq and is a predicted model, not a curated record.